Macrobrachium nipponense is the source of this 1770-nucleotide messenger RNA. Its product is annotated as nucleomorphin-like. The record is from RefSeq and is a predicted model, not a curated record. The transcript is spliced from 6 exons. Lineage: Eukaryota; Metazoa; Arthropoda; Malacostraca; Decapoda; Palaemonidae. Bases 228 to 1553 code for a protein of 441 amino acids.
GAGAGAGAGAGAGAGAGUCUCACCAACACACACACACUCUACCGUCACAUAAGCUCGUGGUGCCGUUGGCCGUGAUUCCCCGUCACUGUAGGAGAGAGAGAGAGAGACGUCUAAAACUGUGAUAGUAUCCGAAGUGAUCAAGCCUUAGAAGCCUUCCCUUCGUCACCUUCGCCUACGGGAAUCUGCGUAGACUUGGAAAAAAAAAAAAAAGGCAACCGACCGCCGAGAUGGAGGACAACGUUUCUUUCGAGGAUGAGGUCAACACGAUACCAAGAACCCACAAUUUCGUCAGUCCAUCGUCCACUGCAACAGCUGUUUCGCUCUACGACAACAACAAUUCUCAUAACUCCGACAACAACAACAGUCACUACAACAGCAAUCUAAACUCAGCAUCCGGGACCAGCCAAGAGCAAUCGCCGGUGAGCAACGAGCGAUACAGGAGCCACGAAAAGGCAACAGUUGCUGCUGCCAGCGUGUUUUUCAAGGGUUCCUCCAGCAGGCGAGACAGAGAGACGUCCUUAUGGCUGACGCGGAGCGUGACUCAGCCCAACCUUUGUUCCAGAGAGGAUGCUAUGUCCUUGGCUGCUGCCUCAGCCGCUGUUGCUACUAUUCCGUCCGCAAGCACGCAGAGCGCAGAGAGCGUCCUGCGUCUACCCAAUAGAUACGGCUGCUCCCAGGUGACGACGUCUGACAGCGCCCUGUCCUCGUGCCCCAGCAGUUACGAGGGGAGCCUCUCUGGGGGCACGUCCAGCGAAUUUUUCGACGCCAGGUCGUCGCUGUCCGCCCCGGUGGAGCUGCUGUCUGAGUUCCUGUCAGCACUGAUGUCUCGCGACUACGUAGACGCCCUAAACCUCUGUCAGUCAAUUCUGAAAUACGAGCCACAAAAUGCUACGGCGUUGGAAUUUUAUCCUUUGCUGCUGACCAAAAUCAAACAGGGCAAAGACGACCACCCAUCAACCUCUGAUGACGAUACAAAUGAGGACAGUGAUGAAUUGGACAAUGACGAUGAUGGAGACGAAGAGGAAGAAGAAGAGGAGGAGGAGGAGGAGGAAGUUGUAGUAGUAGUAGUAGGAACAAGCGAUGACGAACAGCAGGAGGAGGAGAAGGAGAAAGAGGAAGACGACAAACACGGGACCAAAACAGAGCCGCAGAAGCAGUUCCAAAGCAACAGCGUCGACGACCAGCACCAGCGAGCUCAGCCUACUACACCAGCAGACGGCGUCGCCAGACAGCCUCCAUCAUCAUUGCAAGGGAUCGACCCCCACCCCUCAUUAUUCCCCUACUACCCGUCCGUCGCCAUGUCGACCUCGAACAGCAUGGACUUUAGCGUCGAGAUCGACUCGGGGAGGGACUCCCUCUUCACGCCCAGCGAUUCCGACCUCAACCUGGAAUCGGGCGAAUCGCUCUACUCGUCGACGGAUUCCAACCUCAACAUGGUUCGGUCGGGGAGCGAUUCGCUGUUCUCGUCCACGGAUACGGGGCUCACUCUGGACGCGGUCAUUCAGUCGCUAGAAAACCUUGGGGUCAAGAGCAAGCAGCGGGCUAUAAAGUAGAGGCCUAAUCUUGAUUUAAUUUACUAUAUAUGUAUUAAAAGGACCCCACAAAAACGCCAAAUUGUAGAAAUUUAAUGCUAUAUAGUUCGGAGAACAACCGUCUCCCUCAACAGUUAAGUCUACCUGUUGAGGGAGAACGUUGUUCUCUGAAAUAUAUGCUAAUAAUUCUCUACAUUUUGGUCUCUUUUUAUUAGAUGGAAUUUUGUUUUAACAGAAA